AUGUCUCUUACUGACAAGGACUACGUUUUAUCCCUUGCCAAAAUCGAUCCGGAACUCAAAGUCAUACUUGACCAGCAGACAUUGCCGCCUCCUGCCUAUGAUAAUCUAGAGCUUUACAAGAAGUUAUCACUUAGGAGAAAUGAGGAGACGGUCAAAGCAGAUGGUCCACCUCCGCCAGAAGUUGUGGAGUCUGAAUUUCAUUAUCCAACUCGAGAUGGAGCAACGGUUCGAGGCAAAUUGUAUCGACCAUCCCAACCUCCAAAGAAUGGCAGCCCACUGAUUGUCCUUUUCCAUGGCGGUGGCUUUUGUAUCGGAAUUCCUGAAAGCGAGGCACAGAGCUGUCGUAACUUUGUGCAAGCCUAUGGGGCUGUGUGCCUUUCGGCUGCAUACAGACUGGCACCAGAGUUUCCUUUUCCCUGUGGCGUCCUUGAUGCUUGGGAUGCUUUAAAAUGGGCAGCUGACAACUGCAACGAACUAGGUGCAGACCCUUCUCUCGGUUUUGUUGUUGGCGGCACCUCCGCUGGGGCGAAUAUGUCAGCAGUUCUCGCUCACUUGGCCCGAGACGAGGGAAUCUCCCAUCCUUUGACGGGUCAAUAUCUGGCAAUUCCACCAGUACUGCCACCCACAGUUGUCCCAGACGAGUUCAAAGAAUUGUAUCUCUCGUACGAACAGAACAGACAUGCGCCGGUGCUUCCUGUCGUAGCGAGCGAGAUGUUUUUGAGUGGCUAUCAUCCUGAUGAUACAGAUAGCAGGCUCUGGGCUAUCUUCAACCAUCCGAAGGGUCACCAAAAUCUUCCACCAGCUGUCUUUCACAUCGAUGGCCUAGAUCCACUGAGAGACGAGGGGCUGAUAUAUGAGCGGGUACUGAGAGAACGCUGCAACAUCAAAACAAAGCUGUACAUAUAUCCCGGGGUUCCACAUGGACAUUGGGCAUUCUUCCCUUCUUUGAAAGCUAGUACCCAGUUUAGAAAGGAUCAAGUGGAGGGUAUGGGGUGGCUAUUGGGUAAGGAUUCGGACUUAUCUGAUUUGUCUUUCGAAGCAAAAGCAACCAGUGCAUAA
Molecule: messenger RNA, 1059 nt
Organism: Exophiala mesophila
Lineage: Eukaryota; Fungi; Ascomycota; Eurotiomycetes; Chaetothyriales; Herpotrichiellaceae
Exons: 2
Coding region: 1-1059 (352 amino acids)
Molecular function (GO): hydrolase activity
Source: RefSeq, a predicted model, not a curated record